AUGUCUGCACCGGAUCCCAAGGAAGCCUGGGCGCGCAUCCAGAAUGAGCUCACUCGACGCGGUUCUCGAUUCGGCGGCGCGGGCGGCGGCGGACCACCGAAGGGCCUCUUUGGAGGUCUUGGAGGUCUGGUACUAGUUGGUGGUGGAAUCUGGAUGGCGAACAAUGCUCUGUUCAACGUCGACGGUGGUCACCGAGCAAUCAAGUACACCCGAGUAGGCGGCGUCCAGAAGGAAAUCUACAGCGAAGGAACCCACUUCCGCAUUCCCUGGUUCGAGACCCCCAUCACCUACGAUGUGCGCGCCAAACCCCGAAACGUCGCCUCCCUCACCGGCACCAAGGACUUGCAGAUGGUCAACAUAACCUGCCGUGUACUGUCAAGACCGCGGGUUGAAUCUCUGCCGCAGAUCUACAGGACACUGGGCACCGACUACGAUGAGCGUGUUCUGCCAUCCAUCGUCAACGAGGUUCUCAAGAGCGUCGUGGCGCAGUUCAAUGCCAGUCAGCUCAUCACACAGCGUGAGAACGUCAGUAGGCUGGUACGCGACAACUUGGUCCGAAGAGCAGCGAGGUUCAACAUCAUGCUCGACGAUGUCUCUCUAACACACCUCGCCUUCUCCCCCGAGUUCACCGCCGCAGUCGAAGCCAAGCAAGUCGCACAGCAAGAGGCCCAGCGUGCCGCCUUCGUCGUCGACAAAGCCCGCCAGGAGAAGCAAGCCACAGUCGUCCGCGCCCAGGGUGAGGCCCGAUCUGCCGAGCUUAUUGGUGACGCCAUCAAGAAGAGCAGGAGUUACGUUGAUCUAAGGGAGUUCGAGAACGCAAGGAAUAUCGCACAGAUUCUGCAACAGAGCGCAAACAAGGUCUACCUCGACAGCAGGGGUCUUGGUUUGGACAUCAGCCAAACCACAGCGGAUAAGGAGCAGAGGGCGAACAGGAAGUAA
Alternaria incomplexa is the source of this 939-nucleotide messenger RNA. It is a transcript of the gene PHB2, whose product is annotated as Prohibitin-2, subunit of the prohibitin complex (Phb1p-Phb2p). Gene Ontology annotation, biological process: mitochondrion organization. Lineage: Eukaryota; Fungi; Ascomycota; Dothideomycetes; Pleosporales; Pleosporaceae. The record is from RefSeq and is a predicted model, not a curated record. The coding region runs from base 1 to 939 and encodes 312 amino acids. Gene Ontology annotation, cellular component: mitochondrion; membrane. The transcript has 3 exons.